AUGCUCUUUAAGCGGGCAGAGCUGUGGACGGCCCCUCAGGGCAAAGGCGGCAAAGGCGAGCCGCCCUUGGCCCUGGGCCUGUCCACCCGGAAGGCCCUCAGCAUUCUGAAGGAGCAGCUGGAGGCAGUGCUGGAUGGACACCUGAAGGAGCGGAAGAAAUGUCUCACGUGGAAGGAGAUGUGGAGGAACAGCUUCCUGUACCACGGGAACCGCUGCUCCUGUUUCCACUGGCCGGGCGCCUCGCUCAUGCUCCUGGCUGUGCUUCUGCUGCUGGCUUGCUGCGGGGGCCAGCCGGCUGGCAGCCGCGGCGUGGAGCUGGUGAACGCCUCGGCGCUCUUCCUCCUGCUGCUCCUCAACCUCGUCCUCAUUGGGCGGCAAGAUCGGCUGAAGCGUCGGGAGGUAGAGCGGAGACUGCGGGGUGUCAUUGACCAAAUCCAAGAUGCCCUCAGGGAUGGCAAGGAGGUCAAGUGGCCAGAUGCCAUGUACCCAGACCUGCACAUGCCCUUCACACCAUCCUGGUCUCUGCACUGGGCCUACAGAGAUGGACAUCUCGUCAACCUGCCGGUUAGCCUGCUGGUAGAAGGAGACAUCAUAGCUCUGAGGCCCGGCCAGGAAUCCUUUGCUUCCCUGCGGGGCAUCAAGGACGACGAGCACAUUGUCUUGGAGCCGGGAGAUCUGUUCCCCCCUUUCUCGCCACCCCCAUCCCCCCGGGGAGAAGUGAAGAAAGGGCCACAAAACCCCCAGCAGCACCGGCUCUUCCGUGUCCUCGAGACCCCCGUGAUCGACAACAUCAGGUGGUGCCUGGACAUGGCCCUGUCCCGCCCGGUGACCGCUCUGGACAACGAGAGGUUCUCGGUGCAGUCGGUGAUGCUGCGCUAUGCGGUGCCCCUGGUCCUGGCCAGCUUCCUCAUCACCAACGCCCUGCGCUUCAUGCUGAACGCCCCGGGUGUCACCAGCUGGCAGUACACCCUCCUCCAGCUGCAGGUGAAUGGUGUCCUGCCCAUCCUCCCCCUGCUCUUCCCGGUCCUCUGGGUCCUGGCAACCGCCUGUGGAGAAGCCCGCGUCCUGGCCCAGAUGAGCAAGGCCUCCCCCAGCUCCCUGCUCGCCAAGUUCUCGGAGGACACUCUCAGCAGCUAUACAGAAGCUGUGUCCUCUCAGGAGAUGCUGCGCUGCAUUUGGGGCCACUUCCUGCGGGUGAUCCAGGGGACGUCACCCACACUGAGCCACAGCUCCAGCCUGCUCCACAGCCUGGGCUCCGUGACGGUGCUGUGCUGUGUGGACAAACAGGGGAUCCUGUCGUGGCCCAACCCCAGCCCGGAGACUGUGCUGUUCUUCAGCGGGAAGGUGGAGCCCGCCCACGGCAGCCACGAGGACCUCACGGACGACCUGUCCACCCGCUCCUUCUGCCAUCCCGAGGUGGAGGAGGAGCCCCACGAACGCGACGCCCUCCUGGCCGGCUCCCUGAACGCUCCCCUGCACCUUUCCAACGAGCAGGAGCGUGGCAGCAACUGGCCAGGUGACGGUCCCAAGGCGCCUGAAACCCACCCUCACCACCGGGUACACGGCCGCAGCAAACACCUGUCUGGCUCCAGCGUGAGCUUCAGCAGGGACACGGAGGGCGGCGAAGAUGAUGACCCCGGCAAGACCCAGCACGGCCUGGAGGGCGAGCCCUACGAAGCUGAGGACUUCGUGUGUGACUACCACCUGGAGAUGCUCAGCCUGUCCCAGGACCAGCAGAACCCCUCCUGCAUCCAGUUCGACGACUCCAACUGGCAGCUGCACCUCACUUCGCUCAAGCCGCUGGGCCUCAACGUGCUGCUGAACCUGUGCGACGCCAGCGUCACCGAGCGGCUCUGCCGGUUCUCAGACCACCUGUGCAACGUCGCCCUGCAGGAGAGCCGCAGCACCGUGCUGCCCGUGCGCGUGCCCUGGGGCCUCUGCGAGCUCGCCCGCCUCAUCGGCUUCACUCCCGGGGCCAAGGAGCUCUUUAAGCAGGGGAACCACCUCGCACUCUACCGUCUCCCCAGCGCCGAGACUAUGAAGGAGACCUCACUGGGGAGGCUGUCCUGUGUCACCAAGCGGCGGCCCCCGCUCAGCCACAUGAUCAGCCUCUUCAUCAAGGACACCACCACCAGCACAGAGCAGAUGCUGUCCCAUGGCACGGCUGAUGUGGUUUUAGAAGCCUGCACAGACUUCUGGGACGGAGCUGACAUCUAUCCUCUUUCGGGUUCCGACAGAAAGAAAGUGCUGGAUUUCUACCAGCGAGCCUGCCUGUCUGGUUACUGCUCUGCCUUCGCCUACAAGCCCAUGAGUUGUGCCCUGUCCUCCCAGCUCAAUGGCAAGUGCAUCGAGCUGGUGCAGGCGCCUGGCCAGAACAGCAUCUUCACCAUGUGCGAGCUGCCCAGCACCAUUCCCAUCAAGCUGAGCGCCCGCCGCGGCAGCUGGAGCUCAGACGAAGGGAUCGGGGAGGUGCUGGAGAAGGAAGACUGCAUGCAGGCCCUGAGCGGCCAGAUCUUCAUGGGCAUGGUGUCCUCCCAGUACCAGGCCCGUCUGGACAUCGUGCGCCUCAUCGACGGGCUGGUCAACGCCUGCAUCCGCUUUGUCUACUUCUCAUUGGAGGAUGAGCUCAGAAGCAAGGUGUUUGCGGAGAAGAUGGGCCUGGAGACGGGCUGGAAUUGCCACAUCUCCCUCACGCCCAACGGUGAUAUACCCGGCUCCGAGAUCCCCCCCUCCAGCCCUAGCCACGCUGGCUCCCUGCACGACGACCUGAACCAGGCGUCCCGAGAGGACGUGGAAGGACUCCUUCUAAUGGAGGAGGAGGGUCACUCGGACCUCAUUAGCUUCCAGCCCACGGACAGCGACCUCCCCAGCUUCCUGGAGGACUGCAACCGGGCCAAGCUCCCCCGGGGCAUCCACCAGGUGCGGCCCCACCUGCAGAACAUUGAUAACGUGCCCCUGCUGGUGCCCCUCUUCACCGACUGUACCCCCGAGACCAUGUGUGAGAUGAUCAAGAUCAUGCAGGAGUACGGGGAAGUGACCUGCUGCCUGGGCAGCUCCGCCAACCUGCGGAACAGCUGCCUCUUCCUCCAGAGCGAUGUCAGCAUUGCCCUGGACCCCCUGUACCCGUCCCGCUGCUCCUGGGAGACCUUCGGCUACGCCACCAGCACCAGCAUGGCCCAGGCCUCGGAUGGCCUUUCCCCCCUGCAGCUCUCGGGGCAGCUCAACAGCCUGCCCUGCUCGCUGACCUUCCGCCAGGAGGAGACCAUCAGCAUCAUCCGGCUCAUCGAGCAGGCCCGGCAUGCCACCUACGGCGUCCGCAAGUGCUUCCUCUUCCUGCUGCAGUGCCAGCUGACACUUGUGGUCAUCCAGUUCCUCUCUUGCCUCGUCCAGCUGCCGCCAAUCCUGAGCACCACCGACAUCCUGUGGCUGUCCUGUUUUUGCUACCCUCUGCUCAGCAUCUCUCUGCUGGGGAAGCCUCCACAUAGCUCCAUCAUGUCUAUGGCAACGGGGAAGAACCUUCAGUCCAUUCCUAAGAAGACCCAGCACUACUUUCUACUCUGCUUCUUGCUGAAGUUCAGCCUCACCAUCAGCUCGUGCCUCACCUGCUUUGCCUUCACACUGCAGAACUUCUGCGACAGGUCCCGGGCCCGAAACCUCACUGACUGCUCCUCCAUCAUGUUGCCCAGCCACGCCGACACGGCCCCAGCCUGGUUUGACGACUUCGCCAACGGGCUGCUCUCGGCUCAGAAGCUCGCUGCCGCCCUGAUCGUCCUACACACCGUCUUCAUCUCCAUCACCCACGUACACCGCACCAAGCCCCUGUGGAGGAAGAGCCCCCUGACGAACCUGUGGUGGGCCGUGACCGUGCCCGUGGUGCUGCUGGGGCAGGUGGCCCAGACGGCAGUGGACCUGCAGCUGUGGACACACAGGGACAGCCGCGUCCACUUCGGCCUGGAGGACGUGCCUCUGCUGACGUGGCUCCUGGGCUGCCUGUCCCUGGUCCUCGUGGUGGUCACCAACGAGGUCGUGAAGCUGCAUGAGAUCCGGGUCCGCGUCCGCUACCAGAAGCGACAGAAGCUGCAGUUUGAAACUAAGCUGGGCAUGAACUCCCCCUUCUGA
This is a messenger RNA of Rangifer tarandus platyrhynchus (Svalbard reindeer), 4119 nucleotides long. NCBI's taxonomy places the organism in Eukaryota, Metazoa, Chordata, Mammalia, Artiodactyla, Cervidae. The record is from the annotation of a GenBank genome assembly.